This is a messenger RNA of Alternaria atra, 1160 nucleotides long. RefSeq lists its product as uncharacterized. The record is from RefSeq and is a predicted model, not a curated record. The annotation marks the transcript as partial. The transcript has 2 exons. Lineage: Eukaryota; Fungi; Ascomycota; Dothideomycetes; Pleosporales; Pleosporaceae.
UACGCGAUGAUUCCGUCCAAUCGGACGACCACCUAAAAGCUGUGAACAAGCACCUGACCACGAUCAAGAGACACAACAAGAGUUUGCAGGACUCUAAUAAAGCGAAUGGCAUUGGUGUAGACGUAAAUUAUCGAGACCAGGUGCUAGCAGAGAUCGAGAACUUGCUAAAGCAACUUGCAAGUGAAGAGCCAGCAAAAGACACUUUGAUAGCACUCGAGACGAACGAAGCACCUGACAAUGUGCCUAAUCCUGUUCUCGAGACAGAUCAAGCACCUGGUGAUACUCCUGCUCUUGAAUCUACCUCAAGGACCCGGACUCAGUCUCCUAUACAGAAAUCUUCUCUUGGCCAGUUGACAGACAAGAAUCUGCUCGAUCUAGACAUAGAUUCGAUGUCACUAGAUAACGACCGCGUUGAGCCUUUCGCAUACGGGAAUGGUGAAACGGAAUACGGACCGUUGGUAGCAACUCGCGCUUCAAUUUCCGACAAUCCCAGAUUCCAUCGCUUUAUCAUCAACGCUGGUAUAGGAGAAGAGAAAUGGGAGUACUUCAGGGUAAUCAAGGGAACUGACCUAGGUCCAGGAGGUGCUGAGAGUAUGCCGCAAGACAAAGUGAUCAAUUUCAAUAUAAAGGAAAGGAAGAAAGGCCUUAAGGAUAACCCAUUGAUAGGGAUCGGUCCCUGUGUCGUCAUGCCACGCGCAGAAGGCUAUGUUAGUCGCGCCGGCGCAAAGCAGCGUCAGCCUGAUACUUACGUCCGCGUUGCGUAUAAGGGGAUUACACAGGCCGAUUGCCUAAGCAAAACCGAGUUCAUCCAACUCGCUGGGAAAAAGUAUGCAGAAAAGCACUUAGCGAUCAUGAUCCCAGCCUACCACAAACGACAGCAGUACUUCAAGGCGUGCAAGGCACAAAGAAGGCAUCCUAAGACAAAGCUCCCUUUGACUUCGGAGGACUUUGAAAGCCACCCAUGGCUGUUUCCAGAUGAUGAGAGGAUGAUCAAGCGGCCCGAAGAGAAUGAUCCUAUGGAGGUUGACGACGACGACGAAUCUGUGAUUGAAAAUGUCAAGGUCAACGUAGGAGAUAUGCCAGAUGUAGAGUCGCGUGAUCCAUUUAAGAAGAAGAGAGCUGUUCUUCCACUGAGCGGCUCAGCAGGUUCAGAAUACUAG